Molecule: messenger RNA, 1446 nt
Organism: Ascochyta rabiei
Lineage: Eukaryota; Fungi; Ascomycota; Dothideomycetes; Pleosporales; Didymellaceae
Exons: 2
Coding region: 1-1446 (481 amino acids)
Molecular function (GO): hydrolase activity, hydrolyzing N-glycosyl compounds
Source: RefSeq, a predicted model, not a curated record
AUGAGGCUCUUCCACUUCUCAAGCCUCUCGCUGGCAGCUUCAGUGCUCGCGCAGACGUCCAACGACACGCGGAAAUGCGAGACGAGUCGUUAUGAGCACAAGCAUCGCGUCUUCAUUUCUACCGACAUGAGCAAUGAGCCGGACGACCAGAUGAGUCUUGUGCGCUUCUUGACGUACGCAAACGAGCUCGACAUCCAAGGUAUCGCCGGGUCGACGUCGAUCCACAAGAACGACUCGGUGGACGAGGCGACGAUUCGUCAGGUGAUAUCCGUCUAUGGAAACGUGACGGUCAAUCUCAACGCUCAUGUGCCUCCCAGCGCACCCUACCCGUCGGCUGCCGAGCUUUUGUCCAAAGUCACCACUGGCCACCCGGUCUACGGCCUCGCAGCACUGAAGCUGAACCUCAGCGACGCAGCCGCGGCGUUUGUUGAUGUCAUCGACAGCUCUCCUGAGCCUACCUGGUUCCUAGCCUGGGGCGGGACCAACGUCCUGGCGGAAUCGCUGCAGCAUGUCUCUUCGACACGUUCUGCAAACGCCACAGCGCAGUUUGUGUCCAAACUGCGCGUCUACGCCAUCUCGGACCAGGACGACGCCGGCCCCUGGCUGCGCCUGCACUUCCCGCAGCUCUUCUACAUCGUCUCGCUGCACGCCAUGAGCGACUAUGCGCGCGCAACCUGGAACGGGAUAUCCGGUGAGAUAUUCCGACCUGCAGACCGCGGCGGGCCGGACUCGUCACUCAUCACCAACGCCUGGCUGGACCAGCACAUUCGCAGCGUCGGCGAGCUGGGAAAACACUACCCGCACUACGACUACAUCAUGGAGGGCGACACACCCUCGUUCUUCCCCCUCAUCAAAAACGGCCUCGGCGACCCUGAGCACCCAGAAUGGGGCAGCUGGGGCGGACGGUACAAGCUCCUGGAUCGCAGCGGCGCCAACUCACGCGUCUACACGGAUGCAACCGACUUCGCCGCCGGCGUCGAUGGCGCGGGCCAUCUGAGCAACCACGCGAGCAUCUGGCGCUGGCGGUCCGGAUACCAAUUCGACUUUGCAAACCGCAUGCAAUGGACGCUCGACACAGACUACAGCGCGCACAACCACGCGCCGCUCGCAGUGCUGGCGGAUGAAGCAUGCGGUGGUAUCGUUCACCGCACCUUCACGCUCAACGACACGAUCUCACUCGAUGCAAGCGCCAGUUGGGAUCCCGAUGGCGAUGUCCUGGCGUUCGAGUGGUUCCACUAUAGGGACGUGGUACAGGAGAUGAGCGGGCCGGUGACUGACAGCGUGGUCAGCAAGAACAUCACCAUCGUGCCGAUGAAUGAAGACGGGAGUGUCGUUGGGGUUACGCCGUUGGCGAACCUGACCAUGCACCUGAUCCUCUCCGUGACGGAGAAGCGUGAAAUGGGAUUGACGACCUACCGCCGCGUGAUCCUAGACCCUGUAGCAUAG